AUGAAAUCAUUGUCAAUUAUUUCAAGCAUUGCUCUUUUUAUUAGUGCUGUUGUUGCUCAAGAAGGAGCUACUGUUCCUGUCACAUCAGCCACUUCUAGUAGUUAUUCUUGUGAUCCCAAUAGCUGUAAAAUCGAAAAUAACUGUCUCUGUGCAUCUCAAUCCCCUCCUGGUGGUCUAUCCCCCAGUGAUACACCUCAAUUUGUUACAGUCACAUACGACGAUUCAGUUCAAGAAGCCUUAAUGAAGACUGCCCAAGCCUUGGUAAAUGUCACUAAUCCUAAUGGCUGCCCUGGUCAUGGUACUUGGUUUGUUUCAAUGCAAUACACUGACUUUUCAUUGGUGCAACAAUGGUAUGCUGCUGGUAAUGAAGUAGCAGACCACACAUUCUCUCAUGUUGGUACACCCUCAGCCCAAGAAAUUGCUAGUUGUAAAUCCAUGUUGAAUGCUUAUGGUGGUAUUCCAUCCAGCAAGAUUCAAGGUUUCCGUGCACCUUUCCUUAACUAUACCAAAGAUACUUUGAAUAUCAUCAGCCAACAAAGCUUCUUGUAUGACUCUAGUUCCAGUGCUGUCACUGACGAUGCCUAUUGGCCUUAUACCCUUGACAAUGGUAUGGCUAAUGACUGUUGGACUGGUAUUUGUGCUGCUGGUCAAGUCAAGUUACCUGGUCUUUGGGAAAUCCCUAUGUACUCUGUCCUUGACAAUGCUAGUGUUCCUCAAUUGAUGGAUGUCUAUCUUUCUGGUUCUCCUGCUGAUGUCAAGACUUGGAGUCAAGCUGCUUUUGACAAACAUUAUAAUGGUAACCGUCAACCUUUUGGUAUCUAUGUUCAUCCUACCCAUUUGACUACUUAUCCCGGUCUUGCUGAUCCUAAGGAUAUGUUCCAAGGCGUGAUCGAGUUUAUCCAAGAAAUUGCUGCUAAGCCCAAUGUUUGGUUUGUCACUAACCAACAAUUAUUGCAAUAUAUGAAGAACCCUGUCAAGGCUUCUGAACUCGGUAAGCAAGAUUAUAUGCAAUGUAAGCAACCUGUUAUCCCCAAGGAAAUCUGUAAUGGUCUUGAUGACGACCACAAUGGCUCUAUUGAUGAUGGUUUAAUCAACAGUUGUAACUUUGGUACUACAAGCACCAAGACUUGUUUCAAUUGUCCUGCUACAGCUCCUACUUUGGAUAACCCUACACCUGCUUCAUCUGCUCAAAAUGGAACUUCUGGAUACCGUUAUGCUAUUCCUGAUACUUGCGAUACUACUUGGUGGGAUCCUAUUGGCAACACAUGUCUUUGCACAACAUCUGAUUGUCAACUCAAGAGCGUUGCUGUAAACAAGCCCAGCAGUGGCAACUCAACAUCUGGUUCUUCAAGUACAUCACCCAGUGGCAACUCUUCUGCCAACACAAGCAAUGCUUCUUCUUUGACCAUUUCUACUGGUUUGAUUGUCAUCCUAAUUGUUGGUAUCAGCCAAUUCUUUUAA
Gilbertella persicaria is the source of this 1461-nucleotide messenger RNA. RefSeq lists its product as uncharacterized. Lineage: Eukaryota; Fungi; Mucoromycota; Mucoromycetes; Mucorales; Choanephoraceae. The transcript is spliced from 9 exons. The record is from RefSeq and is a predicted model, not a curated record. Bases 1 to 1461 code for a protein of 486 amino acids. Gene Ontology annotation, molecular function: hydrolase activity, acting on carbon-nitrogen (but not peptide) bonds. Gene Ontology annotation, biological process: carbohydrate metabolic process.